Molecule: messenger RNA, 330 nt
Organism: Ascochyta rabiei
Lineage: Eukaryota; Fungi; Ascomycota; Dothideomycetes; Pleosporales; Didymellaceae
Exons: 1
Coding region: 1-330 (109 amino acids)
Source: RefSeq, a predicted model, not a curated record
AUGGACAGGGGGAGAGGUUACUCGAGCAACUCAAAAAUAUGUGUUCACGUUGCUACCCCGGGGACAUGCACGACUUUAAACCCCAAACCUCCAACCCACAUGCAAGCCGGAGGAUCCGCCCAGUGUGCGGAACUGGGAUCUUUCUCCCGUCAUCCGCCACGACGGCAAACGCAUGUCUCGUGGAGCUGUGGAUCAAGAUCGUCAGAAGCUCAGCUUUCUGCCAGCGAAGCUAUGCCAGGGAAGAAGCUUCCAAGCUCGACCUAUCACACACCCGUGCGAGUCACUCUGCUCGGAAGUGACGCAGCGGCGGGAACAUUGCACAAGCUCUAA